CAGAGCGGCCAUGAUCAAAGUGAAAGGCACCCAACACGCGGGCGGGCUGUCUCCGCAAAGUUCUCCACUAUAAUGCUUGGUGGGGAACUAUAUAAUCUUCGCCUGGGAGCCCAGCGUUGACCAAGAGACUUCGCUACCCAAUCAUUUCUUGUCAACUGCUAAGCAACUUCUUGUCAACCACUAAGCAUCGCCACCCAUGGCCGACGCAAAGGAAGUCGAGACCCUCAACUCAGGCCCACCCGGCUACAACGAGAAGAUCGAGGAUUCGGCUACGAAGCACAAUGAGUUUCCCGUAGACACUGGUCGUCGCCAGUCGGUUGCUGUCAAUAUCGUCGAGAACCCGCUGAAGCGCGUCUCUCAAGAACAAGCUCAAGUCGACGCCGAAGCCUGGGCUGAGGCCAAUGGCAUGCCUGAACACAAGUCGCUCUUUGGCAGGGCAGCCUUGGUCGCGCGAGACCCCGAUCGCUUCGAGCGCCUCGGUGAUGCUCUUCCUGCUGAUGAGCGCGAUGCCCUGAUCUACGAGCGCGAUCACAAGUGGCACGGCUCCAAGAUGUUGUGGUACUCGAUCUCCCUGUGCGCUAUCGGUGCCGCAACCCAGGGUUGGGACCAGACUGGGGCCAAUGGCGCCAACCUGUCCUUCCCCCAGGAGUUUGGUAUCAACGAAGGUGCCAAGAACGAGUGGAUUGUCGGCCUCAUCAACUCUAUUAUCUUCUUGACUGCCGGUCUUAUCGGUGCUUUCAUCGUCGACCCACUCAACCACUGGCUCGGUCGCCGCGGAGAGAUAUUCGUCACGGCUCUCUGUCUCACGGCCACUCCUAUCGGUUCUGGAUUCGCCAGGACGUGGCAGGAACUCUUCGCCGCGCGUUUCGUGAUGGGCAUCGGUAUUGGUGCAAAGAAUGCCACCGUUCCUAUCUACAGUGCCGAGAUGGCGCCAGCCCGCAUCCGCGGCGCUCUUGUCAUGUUCUGGCAGUUGUGGGUUGUCAUUGGCAUCUUUCUCGGAUUCUGUGCCAAUGUCAUUGUUAAGGACACAGGUGACAUCGCCUGGAGGCUGCAGUUGGGCUCUGCGUUCAUCCCCUCUUUUAUCCUGGGCGUGGGUAUCUUUUUCUGCCCAGAGUCUCCUAGAUGGCUCAUGAAGCACGGAAAGAUGGCCAAAGGUUUUCAAUCAAUGGACAAGCUGCGCGCCCACAAGAUCAUCGCGGCCCGUGACUACUACUACUCCAACGUCAUCUACGCUGAGGAGCUCCGUGUCGCCGGUGACAGCAAUUACUUCUCCCGUCUGCGCGACUGCUUCACCAUUCCUCGCAUUCGACGCUCCAACUACGGCGCCUCCACUGUUAUGCUUGCGCAACAAAUGUGCGGUAUUAAUAUAAUUUCCUUUUAUUCGUCAUCAAUCUUCGAGCAAGUCGGUUACAGCGCCACAGAGGCACUUUACGCUUCCCUCGGUUACGGUGCGAUCCAGGUCGUCUUCACAAUCCCCACACUGUUUCUUAUCGACACCAAGGGUCGUCGAACGCUGUGUCUCAUCACAUUUCCGCUGAUGUGCAUCUUCCUCCUAGCCGCUGGUUUGUCGCUCCUCAACAACGAUGAGACCUUGAGCCGAGGCGCGCGCAUCGGUCCUGUGGUGCUCUUUGUCUACCUUUUCACCAUCAUGUACUCUUUGGGCGAGGGACCGGUGGCAUUCCAAUACAGCGCAGAGGUUUUCCCCACGAUCCACCGUGAGCAGGGCAUGGCCUGGGCUGUGUGCAUCAACAACACCUUUGCCGGUAUUCUUGGCCUCACGUUCCCGCGUAUGCAAUCCGUCAUGACGCAGACUGGUGCAUUCGGUUUCUAUGCUGGAUUGAACCUGAUUGCCUGGUUCAUGAUCUUUGCCUUUGUGCGUGAGACGAAGCAGCUUACGCUCGAGGAGAUCGACCAGGUUUUCUCGGUCCCGACCAAGCAGUUCCUCGGCUACGAGAUGAAGGUCUGGCUUCCAUACUUCAUCAAGCGCCACCUGCUCCGCCAGAAGGUUGUUAAGCCGCCGCCGAUCAUCGAGAAGGCCGGCAGCACCGACUCUCUCCCCACAGCCUAGAUGCCUGGGACGAGACGAGCGUGCUUGUAUACGCUGCGCUGUGUGAUACAUCGGAAUGUGUAGACCACAUAAACGGAUGGACUUGAUAAAUAUAGACUCUAGAGUCAGCCUUGUGCAUAACGGUAGAUGCAGUUCGAAGAGCGAACUGUUACGACACCCCAACGAUAAGGACACCCUUUCUCACUUUCGACCAUACUUCUAUCCCCGUAAUCCCCUUCUAAAUCCAAGCUUGACAAAAAGACACCAACUGCACUUAGAAAUGUCGAAUAAGAAGAGUCAGGUGCUCAAAGAUACCACAGUCAUGAGUUUAGUGUGGACUAGCAGACUGCUAAAAGGACCAACGUUCCUCGCCCAGCACAGCCCCGCCAUCCAUAUCAAGGGUGCCCUCAUGCUACCCAAACUUGUC
This is a messenger RNA of Didymella exigua CBS 183.55, 2474 nucleotides long. Its product is annotated as putative facilitated glucose transporter. The record is from RefSeq and is a predicted model, not a curated record. Gene Ontology annotation, molecular function: myo-inositol:proton symporter activity. Lineage: Eukaryota; Fungi; Ascomycota; Dothideomycetes; Pleosporales; Didymellaceae. Gene Ontology annotation, biological process: transmembrane transport. The transcript is spliced from 5 exons. The coding region runs from base 197 to 2068 and encodes 623 amino acids. Gene Ontology annotation, cellular component: membrane.